AGAGUCACUUAACAUGUCACGUUCUGGAAAAGAAAAUGAGGAUGGAAUGAGUGGGUCUGAGGAUGACUCGAACUCAGCUCCUGAAUUAUCACAGUCUUGCACAUCCUUUGAAGAGACAAAUCUUAUUAAUGGUACUAAGAGGCGCUCUAUGCUGGGAAAGAGAAGAAAAACCCCCAAUGAUUCAGACGAUGACGGAGCAGAAGGAAUCAAACGUAUGAUAGGACUUGAGGAUCUAGGCAUGAUUGUGGGAUCGAAAAGAAAAGUCCAGGCUGCAGGGUUGCUUGAGUCUGAUCAACAAGAGAAUGCUUCAUUUUGUAGACCAAGCACUAGCAACUGCCUGUCUAAUGGAGGUCCAAUAAAUGAUAGCAGAAAUCAUUCUUCAUCACUGAAAAGGAAGAGAUCUCAAUUGGCGAAUGUUCAUGAAAUCCUGAAAAGGAAAAACCGCCGCAGACCGUUGACCAAGGUUUUGGAGACUACAGCUAUGGUUCCAGUUCCAGUUGCUUUUGAUGAACUUCCAAGCUCAAGUACUUUGUUCAGUAGGGGACUUUAUGAAAAACAUGCUGCUGAUGCUUCUCAAACAAAUAAUAAGACAAAAACAAUGAAAUUUCGAGCAUACCAGAGUUGGCUGAGAAUGAAUCUUCUGACAGGCUAUUUGAUGUGCCAUUUUUCGGAGAAGAUAAACCAUCUGCGGAUUUUACUCCAAUAUUGUAUCGUGUUCAUCUGAGACACCUGAAGUUGGUGAUAUGGGAAGACAAGCUGAAGUUGAGAGGCAUAAUGAGUCUGUUUAUUCCAGAUCGGUGGAUGUUCAAACAGCUAGUAUUAGCAAGAGAACACAAGAAGGUGCUGCAGAGUGGCAGUUAAAAGGAAAGAGGAAGUCAAGACAAAUAAGUGAAAAACAAAAACAAGACCCUAGAAAAUAUGCUGACAUGAUUGAUGAACCAAAUACUUAUGUGGGAGGUAUAAAUCAUUUGGAUGGAUUUUCUCGGGGCUUUGAUCAGAAAGUUGACUGCAAAACUGUUGAAGAUCAGCUUGAUGGGUUCAGGGAUUGGAAGUAUCGGCAGCCUUGUGUGAGAGGGUCAAUAGUGGAGGCAAAAGUACUCACUGAUGGUUCCAUUAACCCUCAAAGGUCGCAUCUGUACCGCCAGUCCCGUUAUACUGUAAACCCCAGAUAUCAGACGACAGAUUUCCCUAGAAAAACUUAUUCUGCCGAUUCAUCGUUAUAUGACAUUAAGAUUGAUGUGAAAGCUGACUAUCAACCACGGCAUGUUCCAUUAGUUUCCCUCGUGAGUAAACUGGACGGUAAAGCCGUAGUAGGUCAUCCUCUGACAGUUGAGGCUUUGAACAAUGUUUAUUGUGACAAUUCGAGUCAAGAAGUUGCCAUGGAGUGCACUGAACCUGACCAUUCAUGGAAGCAAAAUUCAGGUGGACGAGUUCCUAGAAAGCAUAUAAAAUCGCAACUGCAAUUCCCACAUUGUAAACGAAAAAAAGCAAAGAAAUCUAGACUAUUGUCCAAGAAGAUUAGAAGAUUGUCUUCAUUGACUGGUCAGAAGCUAGGUGUGGCCGUCAAGAAACCGGUUGUCAUGAAGCCCAAAGGUCCUGUAAUAGCUUGCAUCACUCUGAAGCUAGUCUUCAGCAGGAUAAAAAAAUCAUUGAAUGGCCCACCACUGCCAUCACACCGAUCUUUAACAUCAGGCAAUUCAUGAGUAAGAGAUCCAAAACCGCAUUGAAAAUUCAACUUAGAACCGGCAGCUGGUAGGUAGCCCUUUUAUCUUAAAACCAACAGAACAAACAACAUUGGGUGGUUGUAGAAGGAAACUGUUAAAAGGACUAUGAAGGAUGAUGAAGAACAAGUCUUCCCUGGCUUUGUAUAUAUGAAAAUGUAACACCAGUUGACGGGCAAAGGCCUAAAGAGGGCAUUAGACAAGAUCCACGACUUAGUGUUUUUUCCAUGAAUUCAGGUUGAUUUAGGGUUGAAUAACCUAAAUUUUGGCAAUUAUACAUUUUCAAU
Messenger RNA from Hibiscus syriacus, 2008 nucleotides. RefSeq lists its product as uncharacterized. The coding region runs from base 14 to 724 and encodes 236 amino acids. The transcript has 3 exons. The record is from RefSeq and is a predicted model, not a curated record. Lineage: Eukaryota; Viridiplantae; Streptophyta; Magnoliopsida; Malvales; Malvaceae.